Molecule: messenger RNA, 963 nt
Organism: Phytophthora infestans T30-4
Lineage: Eukaryota; Oomycota; Peronosporomycetes; Peronosporales; Peronosporaceae
Product: calcineurin-like phosphoesterase, putative
Exons: 6
Coding region: 1-963 (320 amino acids)
Molecular function (GO): hydrolase activity
Source: RefSeq, a predicted model, not a curated record
AUGAUCCCUUCGCUUCUCCGCUCCCUACCAGUAUUUCUACUGUUGACAACCACAUUCAACGCGGAGGCCAAGUCGCCGAGUCUACAAGGUGGCAAGAUCACAUCCACGAGUGUCCAGGACAGCUCAGGAUCACAAGAACACGUUGGGUCCGUGGGCAGCGGUAGCUACGGUAGCAGCGUCGGUGAUGGAGCAGUCGGGGCUAAGCACAUCCUGCACUUCUCUGACGUCCACCUAAAUAUCUCCGAGUCUCUGGACAGCAACGAAUCUGCUGAGAUUCCAAUCCAGUACGGCUAUGACGCCCCUAUCAGUCUGCUGACCUCAGCGCUCGAGUACGCUAAGCAAGUACUUUCCGAUCCAGACUUCUUCCUGUAUACUGGAGACCAUGCAGUCCAUGGUGAUCCAUCGGAUGAAUACCUCGCUGAAGCAGUGAAAGUCAAUGUGGAGACUAUGGCCCGAUACUUCUCCGGAAACGGCACGCUUAACGCUACGGCCAUUUUGGGCGACACUGACACUAAGAACUAUACGAUGAGCGUCACUGACCCCUCCAGUGAGGAGAACCCGACGAUUGAAGCUAAACUCGUGCUGCUUACACUUAAUACAGUACCCUAUUCGCCGAAGCACAAGCCGGACACCACUAACGAGACUGAUCCGUUCGACCAGUUUGCCUGGCUGAAUGCCACACUCUGGGGUCUUCGCAACGGCAACAAGUUCGCGUAUAUCGCUGGCCACAUCCCACCGAUUAUCAAUGCCCAAGAUGGUUCUCCAAUGUGGAAACCUUCGUACAUCGAUUCAUACAAGAAGAUCGUGACGCAAUACUCGGAUGUCAUCAAGGCGCAGAUUUUCGGCCACACGCACAGUCGACCAAACUCGCAGCUUGUGCCUCUGUUCAUGUCUGCAGCCAUAUCGCCGCUCUUCUACAACAACCCGGCGUUCAUGGUCUGGGACUUUGACCCGAGCACAUGA